AUGGAGCCGUCGCCCCUCACCCAGCAGAGCAGACCUGAGGUGUUUCAACAAAAGAUCGUCGAGCUGUACGACGGACUCUUCAAGGAUGAAGAAGGCGGCGACAAAUCUGAGGGGUUUUGGACGGAGUUCUUCCUCCUCAAACCGGACCUUGCGACGCUGAGGCGCAAACUGGGUGGAUUGAGUCCCUCUGACCUGCUCAACCUUCAAAACCAAACACGAAGCUUAUUCUCUCGAGCAAUUAAAUGCAUCAAAACCGGAAGUGCUCCGGCAGAUACUCAUGCUCUCGAUACCCUUACAGUACUUUUGGCUUCAGUCUUGUCGAAGAAAUAUAACAACCCGAGUUCGGACAUUAUAAAUGUGCUUGCGGGCCUGGACGAAGUCGACUCUGUCGUUACGGAGUUCGUUGCGGUGCUGGAUAAUACAAUUCGGACAGGACGCUCUUUGGAUAUACGGCAAAAAGCCAUAGAAGUAACAUUAUCCCUGACAUCCGGCGCAUAUCAAACGAGUCUCCUCUCGUAUUUCACACAUAGGGACUUAUUCCCGUCGCUGAUGAAGUUUAUACAAGAUACUGAUUCUAUAACCCGAACUUUUGAACCAUUUACUCUGCUCGGAUUAUUAGCGAAUUACAAUAAGUUUGAGUUCCAAAAUCCGUACAGGUUACGGCUCGAGGAUUUCGUGAACGAGGCCGCAAUACAGAAGAUUAUCACAUCUACCGGCGCUACCUGCUCACGGUUACGCACAAAAUAUGUGGCCGUCCAGAAUGAUCUCCCAGAAGGAUGGUCACUCGCAUCAGCCUUCGGCAUGCUCGGUCUCGGCGGCUUAAUCGGUGCAAAGCCAGCAGCGCCAGUGAUCGACCCCGAAGUCGCCAAGAAGAUGUUCGCAGAACUUCCCGGCGCCGAAGCAGCCGUCCUCCUCGCCACCUACGACUUCGUCCACGCCAACAAGCUCUUCUGCUUCAACCUCGUGACCCUCGAGCUCGAGAACAAGCAAUCCGAACCCCCCAUCGCAAGCUUCAUAUCCCUAACAUCCUACCUCCUCGAGCACGCCUACAUCUCCACCCGCACCUCCCUCUACGCGCGCCUCAACCUCCUCACCAUCCGCCUCCUCGUCGAAGACCCCAGCCUCUGCAAACGCAUCUGCAGUCCUGAAAGCAAAACGCCAAUCCGUCUCUGCCGCCAGCGCUCCCCUUACCUCCCUCUAAUUCGCGGCGACCGCGUCCUCGCUACCGCCCUCAUAGAUGCCAUGAUUGACGGGAUCAACCAUAACCUCCGCCGCCGCCUUGACGUCGAUCUCUAUGCCCUCUUCCUUGAUAUCUUGCAGCGCCUGAUUGCGCAUCUGGCACGCACACGCACGCGCUUGCCCUAUCACUGGUCUGAGCUCUUCCGCUCCCUGCUAACGCUAAUCCGCUUCAUGGCUACAUACGCCGCAGAUCUAGCGGGACUGUCUCGCAUUGACGCGCUACAGGAUGCGUUGGUGAAUCUCAUCGCGCUGGCGCUGUCAGCGGGCGAAGCAUUCCUUCCCACGCCAGCAGCAUAUGAUGACCUCUUCUACAAGCUCGUAGAAACAGGUGACAUACUCGUCAAAUUCAGCGAAGCCUACGGACUAGCAAAGCGCCCCGGCUGCUCGAUCGGCACACUCGUGAGCGUCAGCGCGCAUUACAAGGAGCUCUUGAAAGACGGCGUUCGCGGGAGCGGAGUGCGGAAUCUGACGAGUGCGCAGGUGGCGCAGGUGAUUAAGCAGGGGUAUGAGACGUUGAGUAUUCAGACGAGGGAGGGGCUAGAUGGGUGGGAGAAGUAUAGGGAGGCGGAUGAGAGGGUGUUUUUGAAGAAGGUGGCGAGGGCGGCGGUGGCGGAUGCGAAGAUGUUGGUUGAUGCGCCGUGA
Molecule: messenger RNA, 1881 nt
Organism: Pseudogymnoascus verrucosus
Lineage: Eukaryota; Fungi; Ascomycota; Leotiomycetes; Thelebolales; Thelebolaceae
Exons: 7
Coding region: 1-1881 (626 amino acids)
Biological process (GO): regulation of Golgi organization
Cellular component (GO): cytosol
Source: RefSeq, a predicted model, not a curated record